Molecule: messenger RNA, 585 nt
Organism: Agrilus planipennis (emerald ash borer)
Lineage: Eukaryota; Metazoa; Arthropoda; Insecta; Coleoptera; Buprestidae
Product: vesicular integral-membrane protein VIP36-like
Exons: 3
Coding region: 45-566 (173 amino acids)
Biological process (GO): Golgi organization; endoplasmic reticulum organization; endoplasmic reticulum to Golgi vesicle-mediated transport
Cellular component (GO): endoplasmic reticulum membrane; COPII-coated ER to Golgi transport vesicle; endoplasmic reticulum-Golgi intermediate compartment
Molecular function (GO): D-mannose binding
Source: RefSeq, a predicted model, not a curated record
UCUUACCUUUUUAUCUUUAGCACCAGCAUCCUUACAUAUCAGCAAUGAUAAAUAAUGGAACUUUACAUUAUGAUCAUGAUCGUGAUGGUACCCAUACCCAGUUAGCUGGAUGUGAAGCCAAGUUUAGGAAUGUGGAUUAUGAUACAUAUAUUUCUGUAAAGUAUGAGCAUGAUGUACUAACAGUAUCAACUGAUAUAGAAAAUAAAGCAGCAUGGAAGGAAUGCUUUCAAGUAAAAGGAGUUAAAUUACCAACAGGAUAUUACUUUGGAUUUUCGGCAACUACAGGGGAUCUGUCUGAUAAUCAUGAUAUUAUUUCAGUAAAAAUGUAUGAACUAGACCAGCCAAAUGAGGCUGAAGCAAAAGAAGACAGGUCUAAUAUUCUGCCUUCAGCCACAUACUUUGAGCCUCCCAGAGAUCACGUUGAUGAUGCUAAACCGUCUUCAUUGUCUGGUAUUAAAAUUUUCUUACUCAUGCUGGUAGGAAGUAUAGCUCUUGUUGCAUGUGUGGUACUUGGAUGUAUGUUUUAUCAAAAGCAACAAGAACAGAGCAGAAAGAGGUUUUAUUAAGUGUACAUAAUUUUUGAUA